ACCGACACGGAUAUGGCGACAUCCAGCCCCUGUGUUGUGAUCAGUGAUGAGGAGCAGGGGUAUGACCUGGACCUUUUCUGCAUACCAAAGCACUACGCCGAUGACCUGGAGAGGGUCUACAUCCCACAUGGACUCAUCUUGGACAGGACGGAGAGGCUUGCCAGAGAGAUCAUGAAGGAAAUGGGGGGGCACCACAUUGUGGCCCUCUGUGUGCUCAAAGGGGGUUACAAGUUCUUUGCAGACCUGCUGGACUACAUCAAGGCGCUGAACAGGAACAGUGACCGCUCCAUCCCAAUGACAGUGGACUUCAUUCGCCUCAAAAGCUACUGUAACGACCAGUCGACAGGUGAAAUCAAAGUCAUCGGUGGAGAUGACCUGUCUACAUUGACGGGCAAGAAUGUCCUGAUUGUGGAGGAUAUCAUCGACACGGGGAAGACAAUGCAGACAUUAUUGCAACUCCUCCAACAGUACAACCCCAAAAUGGUUAAGGUAGCAAGUUUGUUGGUGAAGAGAACGCCAAGAAGUGUUGGCUACCGACCAGACUUUGUAGGAUUCGAGGUGCCUGACAAAUUUGUGGUGGGAUACGCACUAGACUACAACGAGUACUUUAGAGAUCUAAAUCAUAUCUGCGUCAUUAGUGAAACGGGGAAGGAGAAGUACAAGGCAUGAAGAGCACACCAAAACACUUUGAUGUAUGGUUAUACCGUCUCCUUUUGCUGUCCUUUUGAAUUUUAUAUUUUAUUACUUCAUAUUCGUGUCAUAAAAAUACUCAGCCUGCUCAGGGUCCCUGACACUGUUGGAGUGAUAAUCUUGACCAUUGCAUUGCCUGUUUUAUCCACAACACACACAACUUUUGAGAAAAUUGAUUGCCUUAGCUAGUAACUCAUCUGGGUUAAGCAGCAUGGAGCCCGGCUUCACCUGGAAUCUUUAUUAGUAUAAUGCUUCUAUGCCCCCCCCCCCACACUAAUUAUUUUUUUUAAGCAAUGCUGCUAGCUUUAAGUACAAUAUCACAAUUGUGCAACAUUAAGAUUUACAACAUUUGGCAACCUCCAAUGAAAUGAAAUAAUUAUUUUAUUGUAAUUCUACUUUUACCUUAAGGAUGACAUUGCAUUUUCUUGAAAUCUACAGUGUAUGUAAAUUUUGGGACAAAACACAUGUUUGUUGCUGAGGCGUGUGUGAUAAGAUGUUUUUCACAUAGAUUGUGUAGAAAAGUAACACAAAUGUUGACUUCUGUCCCUAAUUGAACACAUAGAUUUGCUGAAGAUAAAAUAUCCUCUUAUUUAUGAGUGUUAAUGAAAUUUUAUGUUACACAAAGAAAUUGGAUGCAUGGGUGCUUUGUUCAGACAGAUAUCUUACUUAUGCUGGAAAAUAUGUAUAGGUUACAGAUGUGUAAAUGUUCACUUGAUACUUAUACUGAAGGUAAUAAGUUAUUCAAUCCUGAUUGAACUACUUUGUCUGUAUUUACCGGUCAUUGAGUCAGACAUGAUUUAUUUUGGUUUUUCAAUUUCAACCUUAUAAAAUGCUCUGACUCACUGUAAACCAGUGUCAACUAAACUUUGCAAUACCAGCAAUUAAAUGUUCACACCCCU
This is a messenger RNA of Perca fluviatilis (European perch), 1589 nucleotides long. It is a transcript of the gene hprt1, whose product is annotated as hypoxanthine phosphoribosyltransferase 1. Lineage: Eukaryota; Metazoa; Chordata; Actinopteri; Perciformes; Percidae. Bases 13 to 669 code for a protein of 218 amino acids. The transcript has 9 exons. The record is from RefSeq and is a predicted model, not a curated record. Gene Ontology annotation, molecular function: magnesium ion binding; hypoxanthine phosphoribosyltransferase activity. Gene Ontology annotation, biological process: guanine salvage; GMP salvage; hypoxanthine metabolic process.